AUGAUUUUUGUAGUUUCACCUGAUGAACAAUUUAUUGAAGCAGUGCAGCAUUUUCUCAAUGAAUAUAUACCGGUUCGACCAAUUCAUAGUCUCACUUUUAUCGAUAAUUAUUGCAAUUGGAAAAAAGUCAAUUAUAUUGAUACUCAAAUAAGUCAUAUCAAUGAUCAAGUUCGAACUAAAAUCUAUCAUGACCAAGAGAUGCAGCCACGUUCAUUACCAUUUAUGUCAGAUUAUCUACCUAUGGUGUAUUCAACAUUAAUUCAAACAUAUCUUAUUCAUGCUGCAUUAAUUUGUUGUAAAGCAUCUGAUUUUCAAGAUGAACAUCGUGGUAUUUAA
Messenger RNA from Rotaria sordida, 336 nucleotides. Lineage: Eukaryota; Metazoa; Rotifera; Eurotatoria; Philodinida; Philodinidae. The record is from the annotation of a GenBank genome assembly.